AUGUCAAAGUAUAGCAUUACCGAAUUGAUGGCACUACAAGGCACUGCCUCUAUUGAUAUUGGCCAAUUUACUAUAUAUGCACUUGAAAACAACUUGCUACGCCGCCAAAAUACCGGAUCGGCCACUGAGCGUGAACCAACAUUGUCUGGAUCGAGACGUGCCGAUCGUUCUACGGCAACUUCUGAUGAUUCAUUCCAGAAGUUAGUUUCCCGCCCCCAGAGCGAGAUUCAUGACAAAGAUUCAAACAACAGUUCUGGCUUUGUCAACUUUCUGAAACGGCACACUUCACCGAAACAUCAGCGAGUCACGCCAGGCGGCAAAGUUGUCCAUAUUGACACUAAGGCCCCGGCUCCAGCAUUCAAGCCACCAACCCUGAAGAAAAGCGACGAUUGUCCUCCAAAAACUGGGAAGAAUAUGACGAAGCCGGUCAUAUCGCAGAAAAUCAAUGCAGAAAAAAAGGCUACCCAAAAUAGCGGCGAAUCUUCAAACUCGAAUAGUGUCAGGUUUGACACUUCAGGAGAACAUGAGAAGCCCACUAGGGCUGCAGCAGGUGGUGUUCGUAUAGGAACUGGCAGUGAGGAAAACAAUCCUCAAGUUGGCGGCUUCUAUCCUACAUGGCAAUCGUUGCAACAACUGCAAGUUCCAUUAUUGGCAUCCGAUAUCUACCGACAGCAACCACUGCCACUGACCCCAGGAUUUGGGUCUGUAUUCCAGAUCAUGCAGCCAGGUCAGGAUGCUCUAUCGAUGGCAGGAUACUUCAAUUAUCCAUCAUUGCUGCUUCCAGAUCCUGGGGCAUGGUAUCAAGCUGCUCCUCAGUCAUACAUUAACCUGGGCUCGAUUAUUCAGAAUUUAUCGCAGCCACAGACUGCACCUCUGUUGGCAACCCUUUUGCCAACAGUAGGGAAUCCGGGUGCGAUACUUCCUACCUUCAGCCUACCCGAUCCUCAUGGGACUGUACCAACUACAUACGCGGUGUUGGGUCCCAACAAUUUGACGAGCCAAUUGACCCCACAGGUUACGCCGUAUGCAGGAACACUUCCAACGUACGUGGUUGAUCAGGGCACGCAAAGAUCACUCCAGGAUGCAAUGAAGGAAUACCAGAGUUUGUCGACGCAGCUGGCGAACCUUGAUCGAUACAUGGCCAUUCAUGUGUUUGAGAUGGAUGCAGAGACAAAACAGAGUCUAGUUGAGCAGAGGCGCAACCUUGUCAAGGACCUGGACAUGGCGAGGAGGUACAAGGAGCAUCUCGAAUCUACUCUCAAGAUUCCCUCCACCAUUGCUGAAACAACAGGAGCGCCCCUAUUUUAG
Molecule: messenger RNA, 1308 nt
Organism: Talaromyces marneffei
Lineage: Eukaryota; Fungi; Ascomycota; Eurotiomycetes; Eurotiales; Trichocomaceae
Exons: 2
Coding region: 1-1308 (435 amino acids)
Source: RefSeq, a predicted model, not a curated record